CCUCUACCUGCCUCUCUCUUUCUCUCUUUCUCUCUACCCUCCACCCGCUGGCCACCAUCUCACUCAUCCCACCAGUCAGCGUCUAUCGUCGCGAACCACUCGCUCGAAUUCUUUAACGCGACAGCGACAGCGACAGCGACCGUGGCAGUGAAAGCGACAGCGACGGAACGGCCUCAGCGCUUGCCAACCUCAGCGUCAGUUCCGGCGCCAAAAAGAACCACGUCGACCACACACGGCUGCGCCUGGUGCCAGACGAGACGAACGUGCCCCCGCAACUUGAACUUGAAGCCCACAUCCCCCCUGCUCCAAACCUGCGACUCCUUGAUUGUGGGUUUUCGCAACCUCAACAAGUUGUCGCCCCGACUCUGACAACUCUCAUCCCCUCUCCCACGAAACCCUUACGAUUGACGAUUCCUUGCCCUGACCUCGGGCGAGCUUGAGGCAACAACUAGAGCAGAACCGGAACCGGAUCAUGACUUGACCCCGUCCCUCCUUGGGUUAUCAGCGCGACCACCUCAUCAUGCUGAUGACACAGACCGCAGUGCCGGCACUAGUUCAGGGUCAAAAAAACAACUACAUUCCUCGCAACAAGCCUUCGCGCGAAAACCUCGGCCUCGAACACAGCAGCAAUUACUAUCAAUCCCAACCGACGUUGGAUCAGCCCAACGUCGGCCACGCCUACUCACCCUACUCCCAGGCCAUCACCUCCUCCUCCUCCGUAAUGAAUGGCAUUGCGGGGACCGCCCCGCCGGGCACAAUGUAUGUCCGAGCUCUGUACGACUACGAGGCCGACGACCGCACGAGUCUUAGUUUUCACGAAGGCGACGUCAUCCAAGUUAUCACACAACUUGAAUCCGGCUGGUGGGACGGCGUUAUCAAUGGCGUUCGCGGCUGGUUUCCUAGCAACUACUGUCAGAUUGUGACGAGCACCGACGAGAUCCCCGACCAUGAUCAAAACGGCGAACUCGAACACCUCGACGAUGAGGAGGACAAUCAGGAGGUUUACGAUGAGCAGCUGGAGGAGGAUGACGAGUCGGAACUGGACGACGCCAACGGCCUGCCGCUUGAGGGCGCUGAUCUGGGCGAUAAAUCGAGGGCUGAUUUUUGGAUCCCGCAAGCAACCCCCGAUGGUCGCCUCUUCUACUACAACAUGAUGACGGGCGACCGCAGCAUGGAGCUGCCCUUGGAAUCACCCAGCUCGGCCAACGAGACGGGCCCGCGCAACAGGAUGAACGUAAACGUUCCGGAGAAGACGCGGCCCCCUCCAGAGAUGAUGGCUAGAGGAUUGACUCAGGACGAGGACGAAGAUUCCGAAGCAAACUCGGCCUCCGAGCUGGAGGGCGAGUCGUUGAUGCUCGCUUCCCGCGGGUCUCUGCAGCCUCGUAAUCGUCGUUCUCGCAGCGAGAUGCUUUCGCCCUCUACUUCCAUGGACUCGAUGAACGGUGCAGCGCAGGUUUCCAGGGGGAAGAAUGAAGCGUACCUGAACCCGAACCUUGCGCCCAACGCGACGCCGAUGAUUGCGUCGGCCACGUCGUUCACCAGCACGUCGUACAACACGCCGCCAACUAGCACCGUGCCUCGCUCCUUUUUUGAUGACGGCUCGGCGCCGCCUUUGACAUGGACGCGCCUUGUCUCCAACAUGCGCAGGGCCGUAGAUCGAUACCGCGAUGCUAUCACCAGCAACAAUCGCUCCGAAUAUGUUGCACGCGCCGAGGACAUCUCUGACCACCUCAGGUUACUCCUGGCCGCCGGGUCUGGCACUACUGACAACCAUUCUGGCCAACCCUCUAUUAUCUCGACGAACAAGGCUCUCUACCCUCACUUCAGGGACAUGAUGUCCAAGUUCUCCAAACUCGUGAUCUCAUCUCACAUAGCUGCCGCUGACUGGCCUAACGCUGAAUCGGUACAGAAAUGUCUUCAGGAGGCCGACGGUGUGUUGCUCGGGGUUUUCAGCUAUGUCGAAAUUGCUCGCCAGCAGCGAGGAGAAGAGAUCCCCCGGCUUUUCCCUGGGUUCGUCAUUGGCAGUUCCACCGGCGGUAGUUGGCAGAAUAACGGCCUCGGCUCUCGCGAUCCCAUCACUGCGAACUUCCUAGAAGAUGAAGAGGGUGUCGUGGAGCCCACGGCGAUGCUGGACGGUAAACUUCUUGAGAGGCUGGACGAGCUCAAGCGAAUGCUUGUAUUCAGUAUAAGAGAGCUGGACAAGCACUUGGUUGUGGCGGACAAGAUCAUGACAUCUUUCAGGCAUGAAAUCAUCGGCAACAAUGUCUGCUCGGCCGGAGGCAAGGUUCUCGAGAUGUUCAAACCAUGGUACGCCCUUAUCGAGUCCAUCGAUCUAUCGUCGCUCGGAAACAGCUUCCAGACGCCUCAGCUGGCGGAUUUCGCCGCCAACAAGCAGAGCCUGUACGAUAACAUCUCAGACCUCGUGGUGGGCUGUCAAGCCGUGGCCGGACCUUUGGCUGAUGAAUGGGCCGAGGUGCGCGGCGAAGCUCUGGAGAACCGUCUCGAGUACGUCCGCCAGUGUGCCAAGGCACUCGAGACGAAUUCGUCACACAUUGGAUUCUCCUUGCAACUAUUGUCGGAGCAAGUGCAGAUCAACAUGCAGCAGCAUGUUGAUUCCAGGCAAAGGGAAGAUGUCAUACAGCGCGAGCAGCUUCGCAGAGGAGACACUAUGCCGUACGACCGCCCCCAUCAACGAACGGAGUCGCGGACGACGCCAAUAGCGGUGCGGCCUCCCAUGAUCACCUCACAAUCAUUCACCGAAGGUGACACUACUGGAAAUUUUCGAGGAGGCGAUUACUCAAAGGUUAAGAAAAUUUUGGGCGAUGAUCCGAACCCUCAGAGCAAUGUCCCCCCGGUUGAUGAAACGCCGGAAUUCCUCAAGUUGGAUCACGAGCCGGAUCUGGCAUGGGAUAACAAGCUUACGCCACCUAUCGUCAAGGGCGGUACGUUGGAGGCCCUCGUUGAGCAGCUGACGCGCCACGACAAGCUAGACUCCAACUUCAACAACACGUUCCUUCUUACCUACAGGUCUUUCACGACAGCGCAGGACCUUUUUAAGCUUCUCGUCAACCGCUUCGGCAUUCAGCCACCCGAAGGUCUGUCUCAACAGGAUUUCGAAGCCUGGCGGGAUCGGAAACAAAAGCUCAUCCGCUUCCGGGUGGUCAACAUCUUGAAGAGUUGGUUCGACAACUUCUGGAUGGAGGAGCACAACGAGGAAUCGAAACAGCUUAUCCGGGAUGUUUACACUUUUGCGCGGGACACGGUCAAGUCGACGGAGACACCCGGCUCUGCGCCGCUCAUGUCGGUCUUGGAUCAAAGGCUCAGCGGCCAGCAAGCCGGAGCCCGCCGCAUGGUCCAGACGCUCAACCAAAACACGCCGUCGCCAAUCAUGCCCAAGAACAUGAAGAAGCUCAAGUUUCUGGACAUUGAUGUCACAGAAUUCGCCCGUCAGCUCACAAUCAUCGAGUCUCGGUUGUACGGCAAGAUCAAGCCCACCGAAUGCCUUAACAAGACGUGGCAGAAGAAGGUCGCCGACGGAGAGCCUGAACCGGCACCGAACGUUAAGGCGCUCAUCUUGCACUCGAACCAGAUGACAAACUGGGUGGCAGAGAUGAUUCUGGCUCAAAUGGACGUGAAGAAGCGUGUCAUCGUGAUCAAGCACUUUGUCGCUGUUGCGGACAAAUGCCGGAGUCUCAACAAUUUCUCUACGCUCACCUCGAUCAUUUCGGCACUAGGCACUGCGCCCAUCGCUCGCCUUAAGAGAACGUGGGACCAGGUACCGCAACGGACGCAAGGUGUUUUGGAAACCAUGCGAAAGCUCAUGGCCAGUACAAAGAACUUUGGAGAAUACAGAGAGGCUCUACACGUGGCGAAUCCGCCUUGCAUUCCUUUCUUCGGUGUUUACCUGACCGACUUGACCUUCAUUGAAGACGGAAUCCCGUCCAUUAUCAAGAAGACCAACCUCAUCAACUUUGCCAAGCGGGCGAAGACGGCCGAGGUAAUCCGUGACAUUCAGCAGUACCAGGCCGUCGGGUACUCAUUGCAGCCUGUCCCGGAGCUACAAGACUACAUAAUAAGCAAUAUGCAGGCCGCAGGAGACGUGCAUGAGAUGUACGACAAGAGCUUGCAAGUGGAGCCGCGCGAGCGAGAAGACGAAAAGAUCGUGAGGGUUCUUGCCGAAUCUGGCUUCCUAUGAUCGACAGUUACCGGGAUGGAGAGAAACACAUCUGCGCCUCGCCCGUGCAAGGCUAUCCCAGUAUGGUGGGCUGGCUGUAGCUGUCGUUGGGCAUUUCCCACGUUUACAGGACUCUACUGGCACGCAAGUCACUCAAUGCCCCCUAGGCGUUGCCCUACAAACCGGCCCGUCAGGAUUACGACAGCACAUUGGAACAUGGCUGAUAUGAAAUCACCUGCCCGGCGCUUAUUGCCGCAGGGCUGAGAUAUACUCAGAUAGAGGGGUCACGGAGAAACGAGGCUGGUGCGCAGUUCUACCCAAAAGGGUUCGACAGAAUGAGAAUUGGAAGAUGAUAGUUCCUCCGCCAUAUGGAGGGUCAAGGAGCACUGUAUCCUUCCUGUCGAGGGAGAGGGGGGGAGGCUUGGCAGUUAGUUCAUGGAGAGAAGAGGUGCAUUGGUACAUCAUGGUUCAGGCAAGCAUGACCCAAUAGCUGGCCGGGCUCGGAAGUGACCAUGUCCUUGCAAAUAGAGGGAGGGGCGCUGGUGGGUUGGAAGGCCUGGCUUGGUCAAUCGCCUAACGACAAGGUGCAGAAUGAACGGGGAAACAGGGGGUGAAGAGAUGGAAGGACAACCACCCUCCCCCAAAAGCGUGCACGAAGUCAAUGAAAUGUUGGUGUAUAGGGUUUUUUCCUCCUGUUGUUUUCUGGGAUAAAGUUACGCUAGGAUAUCAGAUACUGGGGAAUAGGAGUUGCAGACUCUAGUCGGUCACUGUCAGUUUUAAGACGAUUUCAUUCUUCGGC
Molecule: messenger RNA, 4973 nt
Organism: Colletotrichum destructivum
Lineage: Eukaryota; Fungi; Ascomycota; Sordariomycetes; Glomerellales; Glomerellaceae
Product: Putative ras-like guanine nucleotide exchange factor, SH3 domain, SH3-like domain superfamily
Exons: 5
Coding region: 521-4195 (1224 amino acids)
Biological process (GO): Ras protein signal transduction; positive regulation of GTPase activity
Cellular component (GO): plasma membrane
Molecular function (GO): guanyl-nucleotide exchange factor activity; protein binding
Source: RefSeq, a predicted model, not a curated record